CCCGUGUAACCCUCGCUUGCCUUAGCGCUUGAAACCGAUGCUUGUUGAUACAGUUAAUUGAUAAAAAUGAGAGCGUUAUAUGUUUUAAAAAGGGCUUGCAUCCAACAAAUUGCAUUUACGUGCACAGCAAGAUGGAGAUGGACCCAGAGCAGAAGUUUCUCCAACACAAUUCCGGAGAAACAUGCGCCGAACAACACGAUGUUCAAGCAUCUAACUUCCAAAAUCAAAGCAACUGGUCCUAUCUCAGUGGCUGAAUACAUGAGGGAAGUUCUAACCAAUCCGGUGUUGGGAUAUUAUGUGAAGAAUGACAUGCUGGGAGCAGAUGGGGAUUUUAUUACGUCACCGGAAAUCAGUCAGAUCUUCGGAGAGUUGCUCGGGAUCUGGUGUGUGAGCGAGUGGAUGGCAGCAGGGAAGCCAAAGGAGUUUCAGUUUGUGGAAUUUGGUCCUGGAAGGGGUUCCCUGGCCAGUGAUAUCUUGAGAGUGUUCAGCCAGCUGCGGGUGGUGCUGGGCGGGGCGACCGUGUCCAUUCACCUGGUGGAAGUGAGCCCCAGGCUGAGCGAGCUGCAGGCUCGCAGUCUGACCGGAGACCGCAACCAGGUGUUCGCCAGCGAGAACGCCCCGGCCUACCGCCAAGGGACCACCAGCACAGGCCUGCCCAUCUCCUGGUACCGCAGCCUGGACGACGUUCCUAAAGGCUUCAGUAUCUACCUUGCCCAUGAGUUCUUUGAUGCCUUGCCGAUCCAUAAAUUCCAGAAAACCGAGCGGGGCUGGAGGGAGAUGAUGGUGGACAUUGACCCAGAAGAUGCGGCCCGGUUACGGUUCGUUUUGGUGCCGGCCCCGACUCUGGCCUCUACCACGCUGAUACAGGCGGGUGAGAGCAGGGAUCAUGUGGAGGUCUGCCCGGAGGGGGCCGUGGUCAUUCAGAAGCUGAGUACCCGGAUCGUGGAGGACGGGGGUGCGGCCCUGAUGGCGGACUACGGCCACGACGGGACUGGGACGGACACGUUCAGGGGUUUUCGGGGACACAAACCCCACGACGUCCUGAGCGCCCCGGGCACUGCUGACUUGACGGCCGACGUGGACUUUGGUUACCUGAGGAGGACCGCGGGGGACCAGGUGGCCUGCUUCGGCCCCAUAGCCCAGCGCACCUUCCUGCAGAACAUGGGCAUCGACACGCGCCUACAGGUUCUGCUGCGGAACUGUCGGGAUGCCUCAACCCGGGCCCAGCUGAUCCGGGGGUUUGACAUGCUGACGAACCCCGCGAAAAUGGGCGACAGGUUCAAGUUCUUCGCUCUGCUGAACCACAACCGACUGGCCCCACCCCCUCCGCUGGAGAAGGGGAAGCUGACCCCACUCCAUCUGGGGGAGAAGGGGAAGAAAAUGGCGCUUGCACCCCUUCCUGUAGCUGGAUUCAGCGAGCUGAAAUUUUGAGGACCAAUGAGGGGCACAUCUCACCCCCUUCUCAGACCAGGGGGCACCUGCCUUUAAUCCACCAUUAGCUGAACACCCAUACUUGAACUUUGAGCCUAUUGACCUGUAGGACAGGAACCUGUAAGCUGCCAUCUGCCUGGCCUGGCUACAAUAUGGCUUUACACUCCUUUGUCCAUUCAGAGUUAUGGAAUUUGCUCCCAGCAGGCAUUGCUCUUCUUUACAGUAAUGGAGAGAUGUGAGGAACAAUGCGUUGGAGCGGAAAAAAAACAUGGAACAUCGUCCUGGUUACCAUGGAAGCCAGGCACUGAUCUUGAUCUAGCCCACAUUGGACCAUCAGAGAGGGAACCACUGCAGGAGACACAGUUUAGGAAAAUGUUUUCCUCCUGGCCAAUUUCAUGAAACCAAACAUUUCUGGAAUGACCAUGACCUUGUUAGACCCAGUAGAGCGUAUUUCUGCACUGUAUUUCAUUUGUGUCCAAAAUGUGUAUUACAUGCUAAAGUGUUUUGGUGUUUUAACAUACUGUACAGCGGGGACCAAAAGUCUUGAGGACCCUACCAAAAACCGAUUGUUUUCAUUAUUUAUCAAGAGCUAAUCCACUUAUGAUACUCUUAAUUAUGCCUGUUUUACAACAAUACUAAUUUUUCUAAUGAUACAAGUAAAGAAAAUGUAUCGGUAGGUAUUUAUUGAAUAUUAAAAAAAUGUUUGUGCUUGGGCUGUGACUGCCAUCCACCUUGAUUACCAUCUUCAAUCUGCUUAGCAUUGCAAAACCUCAUCUUCUAUUUCAUCCCUCCACCUUCUCCGCACUUCCCACAGAUCAUCUGGUGAUGUUUGUUGAGUUUGGCCUUUUCCCUCAUCAACUGCUCCCACAGGUGUUCAGUUGGAUUACAUGCCUGGUGCCUGUGAUGGGAAUGCCAUCCUAAUAUGCUCUCAAUAAUGUAUUCUUGAAUAAGAAUAAUAGUAUUCCUUGAUAAAAAAUGUAAACCUGGACUUGGUAGUGUCCUCAGCCUUUUAACCCCCCGUUGUGUGUGUAGAAAAUACUGAGCUUGAAUUGAGAGGUUAUUUCCACAAGAUGGACCCCUCCCCCUCCAGACUCACAGCCCUUGCAUACACGCUCAGUUGUGGAACAUCCUCUAAAAAGGGGAUCACGUAGUCCAACCGCACCAUUGGCAUGUGGCGCCCUCACCCCUCCUGCACAUGGUAGUCCCCAAGCCAGUGAUUUUGGCACAGUGUUAAACCUACAUGCCGGCAGCCUGUAGCGUAGUGGUUAAGGUACAUGACAAGGUCAGUGGUUCGAUCCCCAGUGUAGCCACAAUAAGAUCCGCACAGCCGUUGGGCCGUUGAGCAAGGCACUUAACCCUGCACUGCUCCAGGGGAGGACUGUCUCCUGCAUAGUCUAAUCAACUGUACAUUGCUCUGGACAAGAACGUCUGCCAAAUUCCAUUAAUGUAAUGUAAUGUAACAUAUGGGAGAUGAUGCUAUGGGCAGUUCUCACAGAUGUGCCUGGUUUACGCCAAGACGAUAACUUAUCUUUUUGUACAAGACAAGCUGGAAGUUUGUUUUAUUUAAGAAGACAUUUUUGUGGCAAAUAUAAAAACCAAAUUGAAGGAGGUUGUAGCAAUUUUAUUAAGUCUAAAUACUAUAAAAUGUACAAAACUACUGACACCUGCCAAGUCCAGCGGCAACACAGAUGGGUAACGAGGUUCCCAGGAUUGCAUCUCGGUCCUCCCGCCUCCUGCGCCGUCGGUGAGGCCUACACUCUGAACCUUCUCCCUGCUUUACCUGGCAGGCUUCCCUGCACAGUCCAGGCUGGGAAAAGCACUCCGGAGGGGGCUUCAUUCACAAACUGAUUGGCCCCUCUGCCACAGUAAUUGAGGGAGAACCACCUACUUUUCUGUGCAGUGAUUUUGCCACCAUCCGAUAAGAGGACACCAUGGUGUUGAGCCUCCAGCACUUGCCAAGUGUAUUCAGUAGGUGUGUACAACAUUUAUUUGGGCAACCAUAUUUUAAGUUAUGUAAACUUAUGAUUGUGGGUAGUGAACAAUGGCUUAACCAUAUGCUGAGAAGACGCUAGACCUUCUGGCAGUGUCAGUCUCCUUGCUCCCAAAUAGUGCUGUUCCCAGUGAUUUGCCCUGACCAUAUUUACAACCCUGGAGGAGCAAAAAUUGUACUUUGAAACCAUGACUGGCAGGUUGGAGGCAAGGCACCAUUUCAGCUGUCUGUCUUUUUUUCCACUGGGUGAAGGACAUUCUCUUACUGAAGGUGGUGGACUGAGGAAUAGAACGCUGACCAUAACUCAACUGAGGACAUUUCUGUCACAUUAGCUGCAUUAUGUGUCCUCCAUCUUUAAGACCACUAAAAAGAUGCAUUGCUAAAGAGUCACGUUUUUCGGAAUGUUAAGCAAGAAUGUUGCUUCAUGGGUCCAUUUCACUGAAAUGCACUUUCAAUAACAGAAAAAAGUUUUCCAUAGCUGGAAUGUCUGAGCAAACGCAAAUGUAUUCAGGAAUGCAGACAGUCCUACCAGCUCCACACAGUUGGUCCCAGUACUUAACUGCAUUGAUGUGCUGCAUGAUGUGAUGCAUGAUAAGGCAAAAAAAAGGGGCUUUUCCCUCCACUUCUCGGAAAAAAACUAAAAAACAUGCAAUGCAUAACCCAUGAAGACCAUGCUAGUACUGUAUCAGAUAUCACCAGUCUUUCAGUCUUUGAGGUGGGUUCUUUGCCUCAAUUGUUCUAGUACAAUCUCUCAUAUAUGCAAUAUAAAUUGUAAGGCUUACAUCCAUCCAAGUGUCCAUUCUGCAAAGCAGAAAA
Conger conger (European conger) is the source of this 4237-nucleotide messenger RNA. RefSeq names its product NADH:ubiquinone oxidoreductase complex assembly factor 7 (gene ndufaf7). Gene Ontology annotation, cellular component: mitochondrion. NCBI's taxonomy places the organism in Eukaryota, Metazoa, Chordata, Actinopteri, Anguilliformes, Congridae. The record is from RefSeq and is a predicted model, not a curated record. Gene Ontology annotation, biological process: mitochondrial respiratory chain complex I assembly. The transcript has 10 exons. Gene Ontology annotation, molecular function: protein-arginine omega-N symmetric methyltransferase activity. Bases 67 to 1431 code for a protein of 454 amino acids.